Messenger RNA from Lampris incognitus (smalleye Pacific opah), 1539 nucleotides. RefSeq names its product PRELI domain containing 1a (gene prelid1a). NCBI's taxonomy places the organism in Eukaryota, Metazoa, Chordata, Actinopteri, Lampriformes, Lampridae. The record is from RefSeq and is a predicted model, not a curated record. Gene Ontology annotation, biological process: phospholipid transport. The transcript has 6 exons. The coding region runs from base 136 to 768 and encodes 210 amino acids. Gene Ontology annotation, molecular function: phosphatidic acid transfer activity. Gene Ontology annotation, cellular component: mitochondrial intermembrane space.
CUUUCGACUGACUCACGUUUUGUAUGUACCGUUAGCUGAUCCCUCGGAUCCUUAGUGGCUGAAGGAAAUAUGCGUAUAGUUCUGUUUUGAAUGCCAUUGUCGCCAAGGGCCUUGCCAUAGUAGUCGGGAGGCACAAUGGUGAAGUAUUUCUGCUGUGCAGGUUUUAUAAAAAGUUCCUGGGACCAAGUGUGCGUUGCAUUCUGGCAACGAUAUCCCAACCCUUACAGUAAUCAUGUUCUGACUGAAGACAUCAUUUUCCGAGAUGUUACUCCAAGCAACUGCCUCGUUUCCAGACGUCUGUUGACCAAGACAAGCCGGGCACCUCGCUGGAUGGAGCGGUACCUUCCAAAGCACAUGGCCAGCUCGGCCUACAUCAUUGAGGAUUCUGUUGUGGACCCUCAGGCGAGGACCAUGACCACACUAACAUGGAACAUCAGCCAUGCUCGCCUCAUGUCUGUGGAGGAGCGAUGUGAAUACCGCAUUAACAAUGACAAUGGCAGCUGGACAGAAAUAAAGAGGGAAGCCUGGAUCUCCUCCAAUGUAUAUGGGCUCUCAAGAGCUAUUCAGGAAUUUGGACUAGCAAGGUUUAAGACCGGUGUUACAAAGACCAUGAAAGGCUUUGAGUACGUCCUGGCCAAAAUGCAAGGUGAAACGCCAUCCCGAACCUUGGCAGAAACGGCUACCGAACGGGCAAGAGAGACAGCAUUGGCAGCCAAAGAGAAGGCCAAAGACUUGGCCUCACAGGCCCAAAAGAAGCAAUAUGUUUGACAUGCUCAUACAACCCAAUUGUUACUUUUCCACAUACACUUGGACAGUAAUCUUUUACCGCCUCCUGUUGUCCAGGUUUGUUUAGGGGGUAAGACGAGGCGAGGUGGUCCUGUUUAUAAGCAAAUGCAUUAGGGUGCCUCUUAGAUGGUCAGUGGACCAUUCAAGUCUGAACUGAGUUCACAUCUGUUAUAUUCCAUGUUCCUAUUACCCAGUUAUUCAAAAAUAAUCCGUUUGAUACAGGAGGACCUCAUAUUAUCUGCCAUUGAUACAUUCACUACCUGCCUGUAUUCAAUGUUUUGGAUGCGAGGUAAAGAAAAGCAUACUUUGAACCAAUUGUUGAAUGCAACUUUUGAAUGCCAUACAAAUGAUAGCAAAUCACCAGCCAAGAUACCUGUUCUUCAAAUCCAUGCUUGACCUCUGUGCCCAUCUGUGUGCUAUUUACUUUUUUUAAUUACAACACUAUUUCAUGUGAUUUUGUAUUGCCUGUGUACUUGACCUAUUCUUGGCAGCUUCUCACAUAGAAAUUGAGAUUACCAUAGAAUCGCUGAUUUAUCCAAAUAGUUUAACUAUAUAUUUUCUUUGAAAUGUCAUAGAAUCGUGGUAUGUUCAAGUCACCUGAUCUUAAAUUAAUCCUUGCACUUGAUUAAUAAUUUCAUUGUUUUAUUUCAGUUCAGAAUAUCUCAUUGCUUCAAAUUGAAGUUCUUUGCAUGAUGAUGGGUCCAUUUAGUCAUUGCUUGAAAAUAAAUCCAUAAUUUAAUGCUUUGACAGUCA